AUGCUUAUACCGAUAGUUGAUAAAAUUAAAUAUGUUCAAAGUCUUAAGGAAUUAGCGAUAGAGAUACCCCAACAAAGUGCAGUUACUUUGGACAAUGUAACAUUAAAUAUCGAUGGAGUUUUAUAUUUAAGAGUAAAUGAUCCGUAUUUAGCUUCGUACGGCGUUGAGGAUGCCGAAUUUGCUGUAGUUCAGUUAGCCCAAACAACUAUGAGAUCAGAGUUAGGAAAAAUAGCAUUAGACAAGGUAUUUAGGGAGAGAGAAGGUCUUAAUGUUUGCAUCGUCGAUAGUAUAAAUAAAGCGAGCGAAGCUUGGGGUAUAACGUGUCUCAGAUACGAAAUACGUGAUAUCAGAUUACCGCAAAGGGUGCAAGAAGCGAUGCAAAUGCAAGUAGAAGCAGAACGGAAAAAAAGAGCUGCAGUUUUAGAAUCUGAGGGUACCAGAGAAGCAGAAAUAAAUAUUGCCGAAGGAAAACGAUUAGCGCAGAUUUUAGCGUCGGAGGCUGCAAAACAGGAAGAAAUAAAUAAAGCGACUGGUACAGCAGCUGCAGUAGUAGCUAUUGCAGAAGCACGUGCAAAGAGUUUAAAACUUAUAGCAAAUGCUCUUAAUUUAUCGGAUGCAAAAAAUGCAGCUGCAUAUAGCAUAGCGGAACAAUAUGUUAAAGCGUUUAACAAACUGGCAAAAGUUAACAAUACUUUGAUUCUGCCCAGUAAUGUUUCCGACAUAUCUUCUCUAGUAACACAAGCAAUGACAGUGUAUAAACAAAUUCUGUCCCAACCUAGUAUAGGUAUAGAUGAUACGAAAGAAAAUAGAGAUACUUCGCUCGAUGUUCACGAAUCGGAUGAAUCUUUUGAAUAUUUCAGUGAUAAAGAGGAAGCAGAGAAGCAUAGAGAGAACAAAAGAAAACGAAAUCCUGAAAUAUUGUAA
Megachile rotundata (alfalfa leafcutting bee) is the source of this 924-nucleotide messenger RNA. RefSeq names its product stomatin like 2 (gene Stoml2). Gene Ontology annotation, cellular component: mitochondrion; membrane. The record is from RefSeq and is a predicted model, not a curated record. NCBI's taxonomy places the organism in Eukaryota, Metazoa, Arthropoda, Insecta, Hymenoptera, Megachilidae. Gene Ontology annotation, biological process: mitochondrion organization.